This is a messenger RNA of Falco peregrinus (peregrine falcon), 2563 nucleotides long. RefSeq names its product DPY30 domain containing 1 (gene DYDC1). NCBI's taxonomy places the organism in Eukaryota, Metazoa, Chordata, Aves, Falconiformes, Falconidae. Gene Ontology annotation, cellular component: Set1C/COMPASS complex. The record is from RefSeq and is a predicted model, not a curated record. The coding region runs from base 673 to 1161 and encodes 162 amino acids. The transcript has 6 exons.
UCCCCCCUCUGCCAGCCGCUGCCGACGGCGCGGGGGCAGCGCGGGGGGCUUCCCCUCUGCUCCGCGGGCGGCCCCGCCUCAGCCCCCGCGGGGAGGCGGCCGAGCCUCUGCCCCCUCCGCAGCGUGUCCGCGGAGCGCCAGCGGCACCCUCCGGCCGCAGCGCCGCCGGCGGCCCUGCGAGAAAAUACCAACGAAAUACGCCAAGAAACACCGAAGCCAGCUUCUUAACACGCUGAGAAAUACCGAAGGAGGAGAAAUCCUCCUUACCGUUCAAAAGUCAAGUUCCCCGAGCUGGAUGCUUCGCUGCCGCGAGGCAGGCUUCUGCUCGGAAGGAAUCGGUCCGGCAGCCUCACGUCUGCUAGGGAAAGACCAAGAUAACGUUAGUGUCACCGAGCUUCGGGAUUCAUACAGGCGCUGAAUCAAUUAUUUCACUUGCAAAAUUAUUUCAAGGAUUUUUGAAUACCGGACGCUAACGCAACAAGCAGCCGGCUCGGUCAGAGGCGGCCGUCUGCCGAGGAGCUUGUCAGCGCGGAGAAGCUGGAGCCCGACCUUUGGGAGACCGCCGCCGUAUGCUGGAGCCUUAAUGCUGGAGCCCGACCUUUGGGAGACCACCGACGUAUGCUGGAGCCCGACCUUUGGGAGACCACCGCCGUAAUUAAAAACUAGGUGUGAAUGGAGUCACAGUAUCUGAAGAGAUGCCUGGGGAGUUGCUUGAAAAAGGGACUGGCAGAGGUGGUAGAGCAUCGGCCAGCAGAUCCAAUAGAGUAUCUGGCACACUGGAUUUACAAUUACAGAAGAAUUUUAGAUGAAGAAAAAAAGAGAAUGUUGGAGAGGACUGAACUGGAACAAGAACGGGAGGCGGCCCUGGUAGAAGUCGAAAUAUUAAGAAAAAUGAAGGAAGAAGAGCUAAUGAUCCAGCGGAAACUUGAAGAACAAUGUCAGGGCCAGUUGGAACAAGAACGUGAGGAGUUGGAACUGCAGAAUGAAGAUGACAAAAUGCUGUUUCAGCAGGAAGAUCAAGAGGAAAUUGGAAAGACAAUAGCUGAACUUACAGAUAAAGCUGGAGUGCCUAAUCUGACCAGAAUUGAGGAGAAUGAACAGUUAGAAAGUAUAACAGAUCUCAUGGCAGAAGCAGAACAAGAAAGUUCCCAACUGAUCUGAAAGCAGUAAAUAUAUUUUUUCUACUCAUUACUUGCUGAACCUGAAGGUUAAUAUUUAUGUAUUUUAUAUAGAGAGCUGAUUUACAUACCUGUUGCUUCGGUUUCUGUGCUUUCUGGGUGCUUGUAUAAAGUCUGUUAAUUCUGCCAUGUGAUGCUUUCUUUUUGUUCUGAAACCAUUGUAGCUAGCACAGCUGACUCAGGAAGAAAACUGCAAUUGAAAUGAAAGCAGUGAAUAUAUUUUCUACUUAUUGUGCAUUGAUUCUUGCAGUGUAAUCAUAAUAAUUGUAGAUAUAAUUGAGUCAAGGUUAUUUUGGAGUAGAGGCUACAAUAUGAUAAUUUGAAUCAAUAUUAAAAGAAUAAAAGAUUAUUGAGAAAGGAUUUCUCAAGGAUUUGAGCGGUUUCUAAUAGAAAGAGGGAAUGCUCUGUGGAUUAGAAGAUGGAGGGGGUUCUGCACAUCAAACUAGAUGCAAAAAUCAAAUCACAAGGUUUUCCCGUUUAUCUGGAAGAGAUAAAUUGAACUCUGUGACUUAGUAGACAGAUGUACUAAAAGAUCUUCUCUGUCUUACAAAUCAUGAGGUGCUUCUUGUAACACUAGGUGUUUGCUGUGUAUAAUACCUUUUUCUGGUUAUUAUGUGAUAUUAGGUGAGUUGCAAGUGUCUGCAUAUCAGUUUUGAUUAGCCAAGUCUUAAAGUGAUUUUUCUGCAUUUUUCUUGAAUUUGCAGAUCACAAAAUUACUUCUGUGUUUUUACUAAAUAUCAUUAGUUCUCAAAGCUUUACUUCUAAAAAAAUUUGGAAGAAUAUUUACUUUGAUCCAUAUUUAUCUGUUAAAAAAUAAGUUUUAUAAUCCUUAAAGCUUGCAUUAAGUUUUAUAAGAACAAAUUUCUAUAAUCACUGUUGUCUUGGUAUAGGUUGUCAAGAAUAUUCUGUGUCUGUUAAUUAUAAAUGGAAAAGACACCAGCAUUAAGAAAUCCUAUGCGUCUUGGCUAAAACAUGCCUUUCCAUCUCAAUGGCUUCUAAUAAUACAGGUUAGUCGGACAAUUAACAUUAAGUCGUUGCCAAUAUUAUAGAGUAAGAAUACUUUUAUUACAAAUUCAGUGCAUAGUUAAUGCAUUCAUUGCAUCAGUUUUGGCAUGGAAGAGAUUUUUGUGAUAAUUUCUCUUUGAUUUGUUUAUAUUAUAUCUAGUUUUAAGGAUUUUGAUGUUAAAAAUAUCUAUAUGCCCAAAAAGCAAAGGUCAACCAUGUAAUAAGUAUUUUUCUGCUCUAAAUAACUUGUUCUGUUCAUGUAGCUCAUACUAGGCAUAAUCCUAGUAACUUUUAAAAAGACAAGCAUAAGCACUAUUGGUUUUUAGUAUAGUAAUACAUCAUUUUGCCCUCAAAAAUAAUAAAAUAUGUUUAUUUAACAA